Spodoptera exigua (beet armyworm) is the source of this 1485-nucleotide messenger RNA. The record is from the annotation of a GenBank genome assembly. Lineage: Eukaryota; Metazoa; Arthropoda; Insecta; Lepidoptera; Noctuidae.
AUGGUUUGCUCAGAGAGCAGUGCAAGCGAAUCGUCUCUUGAAUCCUCGAGUGGUUAUGGAAGCCAGGGCGCCUUCGCCGCCGAAGACCACGCCAUACAGCACCAAGUCCAACAUGCUGACGUCGACUCGGAGAUCGUAACUCUUCGAAGAGAGAGUGAGUCAUCAGUGGCCGCUGCAAGAGAGAGUUUCUCAAUCUCCCUCGGAAGUUUGGAAGAAGCCGUCAGGUCUUUAGACGAAGCGUGUGAAACCCCAGCCUUUGCGACUAUCGGGAAGAAACCGGCUGUGCCUAAACGAAGGCCUGUGUCCAUGUCUGCAACAGUAUGGUCUCGUCGUGGCUCUUCCAGUUCGCUGGGCAAACCCCCGCCACCAGUUCGACGCUCAUCAUCCAUAUCUAGGCCUCAACGACCUCCAUAUGUGCAGAACACACAAAAUUCUCAGCUGUCUUCGAAUGACGCCGAUAACCUGCCUCCUCCACCCGCUUUCCUGCUUCAACCCGAAGGCGACACCGGUGAAUAUGACUCUCACUCCAACGUAGCAGAAACAGUGAAGCAACUAACAGAGCUAAAACACAUGCCUGCGUCACCAGGCUUAGUUCGUCGCAACCUUCAACAACUCCAUCAAAACCAACCCCAAUCCCCAACAACACCCUCCCUCUCAACGUUCCAACAGGCAAAGAGCAAUUUCUCAUCGUCAACGAGCUUAAACAGCACAGGCAACUUGAACCCCAUAUACGGGCAAACUGGACACAAGAUUAUGGCUUACGUCGAGAAUUCAAUGUACGUUCGGAAGAACAGCUUGAAUAGCUCCAAUUCGGAUUUGAUCAAUGCUGGUAUAUACGCGGAAAGUCGUGGCUCGCCCCACGGGUCGUCGCCCUCCACACCGAGCUACGGAGAAAACAACUCGUUCUCCAGUUUUGGACCAAGAGCCUCUAAUGAGACCAGCCAUUAUGGACAGACAGGUUUGAAAGGGCAACAAGACAAGAAGUACGGGCAGAGCACGAUAUACGCGCAGCCGUCGGAGAUAAUCGCGGGCUUCAACAGUAUGUCGCGCCACGACCCGCGCCACGACGCGCUCAGCCCGCUCGCGCUGCGCAGGAACAUCGCCGCGCGAUCCCAUAGCGCUGACAGGCACCAUCUUGAACAAGGCGGCCUCAUCGCCCACCUGAGCGCUAAGUUAGCCCCGCAACUGUCCCCGCGCACGUCGCGUCGCGCCAUCUCUACCAUCUCUCCUGCUGAUACCCCCGCUAAGGGGAAAGGUACAAUUCCGGUGCAGCCCGCGUUCCUGGACAAGUUGUCGGCAACCAUACAGCAACAACGCAGGCAACUCGACAACACGCGCGCCAAGACCGUGCGGGACAUGAUCAAUGCGCACGCGCAGCCCGACCCUCGGAUCUGCCACACUUCGCUAAUGGAACAAAUAAAACGCGGCGCAACGUUACGUCGAAACAAACACUGCAACGACAGAUCUGCGCCUAAAAUACGUUAG